Messenger RNA from Phytomonas sp. EM1, 1257 nucleotides. NCBI's taxonomy places the organism in Eukaryota, Euglenozoa, Kinetoplastea, Trypanosomatida, Trypanosomatidae. The record is from the annotation of a GenBank genome assembly.
AUGUCUGAUAAAAUCCGAGAGCUUGCCGAAGCGCGUCGGCGACGCUUUCAACAGCUCAGCAAAGACGAAAAGCCAAAGGUCGCGGUUUGCCCUAACUGUGCGCAGGCGAGCUAUUUAAGCGAGAUCUGCCCUCGCACCGGGCAAUAUCACGAUUUGCAGCGCAAAACAUUGGUAGGAGGGGAUCUCUUCAACAGCAAGUUCGUCGACUCCUCGCGGCUGAUGGGGGCGUUCGAUCGCACGCGUGUGAAGUGGGUUCCGAGCCGCACGCAGCUCGUGAAGGCGGAUGCGCAGUCGUUGAAUAUUUUCCAGAGCUUCGUGGCGCAGGUGGGGUGGAACCUGCAGCGCUACGCGAUUCUGUACGGCCGCUACGACAGCGCGAGCGCGGUGGUGGAGGUCCACGCCGUCUACGAGCCGGAGCAGCAUGGCAACCGCUACCGCUUCGAGGUGAUCGACGAUCCGCGGAUCGAGACGGUGGAUGCGAUCGCGCGCGGCCUCGGGCUUCGACGGGUGGGCGCACUCUGCACCCACCCCCCGCGGGAUCCCGACGAGAUCGUGAUGAGCGCCCGUGAGCUGCUGCUGUGCGCGCGGGAGCAGUCCCUUCAUGGCGACGAGUGCGUCCUCCUCACGAUCGCGCCGAACCUCUCCGAUGGGGUGGUGGAGUGCCAGGCCUGGCAGACCUCCCCGCAGUGCGUGCACCUCUUUCGUGUCGGCCUCCUCUACGAGCCCGACGAGAAGGACCUGGACAGGAAGAACACGGACAAGAAGGACACGGACAAGAAGGACACGGAGAAGAAGGACACGGAGAAGAAGGACACGGACAAGGAAGCGGACAAGGUGGAGGAGUGGAUGAUUGUGUCAAAGGUCGCCUUGGAGGUCGCGCAGGAGGACACGGAUGGGAAGGGACACCGCCUGUGUGUCACGAAGGAGCCCUGCACCCGCAUCGACACCCGAUGGUUUACCAGCUACAUCGCCGUCCAGCAGUUCACGUCGGACGUCGUGCGGGGGGGGUUCCUGCGGAUCUCCCGCCCGGGGAUGGCGCCGCCGACGUUUGAGAACCUGCGGAACUACAUGAACGACCCGAAGCGACGAAACGAGACCUUCGCGGAGAAGAUCGCCGACUUUCAUGUGUUGAUUUUCUUGUCCACGGUGUUCUCUACCAGUGAUGACCUGCCAGAGCUGGUACGGAUCGCCAAAACGAAAGAAAUGACGGAGGAGGCGAGGAAUUAUGAAGCCAUUUUGCACGAGUAUAUAAAUUAG